UUGUUGGCCAAUCAACCCCUUAGGGAAAUUUCAUAUUAUUAACGAACUAUUCAAUAGCGGCAUCAUUCUUUUUUCUAUUCCCGAAUAUAAUAUGCAGCUUUAGGAGUUCAAUAAAAUUGAUUAAUACAUUUUAGAGCCAGUAGCUUUUCAAUACAUUUGCCAACACAUCUUAAUGACUAAAGAUUUUGCAUGUCUUAUGAGUUAGCACCAAAACAAAAAAUUGCAUGUCUUGUGCACUCUCAUACAAUGGCUUCCCUUUGGUUAUCUGAUUCACUGAAUUAAGGAGGUAAAUUUGGGGGUAUUUACACACUAAUCUGAAUUUUGUAUUUAACCAAAUCCCGUUUUAGGAUAUGAUUGGUGCUCUCCUAUCCAAGCAUGACUGGCUUCGAUCCAUCCGGAUGGCUUCAUAUGGAUUUUUGUUAUAUGGUCCUGGUACUUACGCAUGGUACUCGUAUCUCGACAGAUGUAUGCCCAAGCAAACAGUGGAGAAUAUAUUAAUGAAGGUUGUAUUAAACCAAAUUGUACUAGGUCCUGCUGUAAUUGCUGUUAUCUUUGCAUGGAAUAAUUUAUGGCUGGGGAAACUUUCAGAUCUUCCGAACAAAUAUCAGAAAGACGCCCUUCCAACUCUACUUUUUGGAUUUAGGUUCUGGAUCCCUGUCAGUGUAUUGAACUUUUGGGUGAUUCCUCUUCAAGCUCGUGUUGCUUUCAUGUCGAUGGCUUCUAUAUUCUGGAAUUUUUGGUUGUCAGCAACUAUGAGCAAGUAACUGUCAUCGAAGUGAUUGACAGGGGAAAGCAGGAUGCGCAAUUGAUAUAACAGUCUGUCUGUCAAGACAAAAAUGGUGUCUGGAGGCACUAGUUGAAACCUUUCUGAUUUUCCAAAGGUGAUUUGCACUAGCGUUCCACAGUGUCUCAGCUGGCACCUCGUUACACAUGAAAUGUUAGAGAAUUUGUUUCGCCAUUGCUAUAAGUUCUCCAGGAGUGGAGCUUUCUUCGGUUUAUGACUCCAGUACUAUCAUGGAAGGCAUUUGAUUGGCUAUUUUGACCAAAUUAUUUCAUUAAUUUUCUUUCUUUCUUUGGUUCUUGGCCUUCUUUUCCCCGUUAGGUAUUGGCUCGAGCCAGAUGACAUAUAUGCAAAAGGAAGUUUUUGUAGUAUACAAUUUGAAAGCAAGUGCUGCUGCACUUCCAUAUAGGAAGUCAUCAUGUCAAAUUUCUCUAUGA
This is a messenger RNA of Nicotiana tabacum (common tobacco), 1218 nucleotides long. The record is from RefSeq and is a predicted model, not a curated record. Lineage: Eukaryota; Viridiplantae; Streptophyta; Magnoliopsida; Solanales; Solanaceae.